Pyricularia pennisetigena is the source of this 804-nucleotide messenger RNA. RefSeq lists its product as uncharacterized. The transcript has 2 exons. The coding region runs from base 1 to 804 and encodes 267 amino acids. NCBI's taxonomy places the organism in Eukaryota, Fungi, Ascomycota, Sordariomycetes, Magnaporthales, Pyriculariaceae. The record is from RefSeq and is a predicted model, not a curated record.
AUGUUCUCCAAAACAUUGCUGUUCGCUACCGCGCUCGUCGCCUCUGUUUCCGCCUCACCGUGCAAGCCCAGGCCCGGUGGCGCUCCCGUGCCCGCUCUCCCCACCACAGGAGCCGUUGACCUGGCAGCACCAAACCCAAGCUGCGCCCUGAAGGCCAUUGCCAUUGGCCAUGGUAUCCAGAACUACACCUGCGCUGACGGGAAGGCAACACCAGUCGCCGCCGGCGCCCUCGCCGUCCUGUACGACGUCACCUCUCUGUACCCCGGCACUCCUGGCACUGGCCUGUCCCAGGAGGCCUUCAACGCCCUGUCCAACAACACACUCUGGGGCUCCAACAUUCCCCUCAACCUGAAGGACCCCGAGGCCGCCCGCCCUGGCACACCCGCCUCGCCCAACAACGGCAUGCCUCCCUCGUCCUACGGCGCCGUCGUUGAGAACCCCUUCAUCGCCCCGGCCGACCUGCCCCAGCCUAACGGUGCUCCCCUCAAGUUCCUUGGUCACCACUUCUUUGACGCCGCCAGCAACCCGACCUUUGACCUGUCCACCAAGAACCUGCGCUUCUCCGUUGGUCUCAAGCAGUCUGUCGACGUCCCUGCCAACUCUGACCGUGGCAUCCUCAACACCGGUGCCGUAAAGUGGCUCCUGCUUAACGACAACGGCAAGGGUCUUGGCAACACCGGUGCCACCUCCCAGGUCUACCGCGUCAUCACCGCCGGUGGUGUCGGCGAGGCCUGCAGCAAGGAGGGUACCGUGCCCGUUGCCAGUGUGCCGUACACUGCCUUUUAUUGGUUCUACGCCGAGUAA